UUCCAAAAACUUUUUUCUCAUCAUUAUUUCCUUGAUCUUACUUUAAUAGCUGUUCAAUCGCUCAGUUUAAACUGUUUUUGUUUAUUCGUCUUGUUAUUUUCCCUCAAAAUGCCUGAAAACAUUUACAGAAAUACAAAUUGCCAAAACAUCGAUAACGAUGUAGUCACUGGUUAUUUUGAGCAAGACGGUUACAAGAUUCAUUAUGAAAAGGUUGGUCAUGGAGAUUGUGUUGUGUUCAUGGCUCCAGGAGGUUGUGGUAAUGCAAGAGCUGAUUUAGGUCCGAUAUUCGAUGGCUUUGAUAGAAACAAAUUCACCCUGGUUGGCUGGGAUUCACCAGGUUUCGGGUUGAGUCGACCUUUCCGUGAUUAUAAGCGACAUGAAGAAAACUUUUACCAAUAUGACGCUGAAACUGCUGUCAACUUGAUGCAGUAUUUAGGUUACGAUAGUUUCUCUAUGAUGGGUUGGAGUGAAGGCAGCAGAACAGCUUUAAUGGCCGCAAUUUUAUUUCCUGCUAAAAUUGACAAGGUUGUUGUUUGGGCAUCCCUUGCCAUGAUGACUGAAAAGUUCAAAGACUCGUGGUUGAGGCUUAUCAACACUUCUGCUUGGUCAGAAAAAAGAAUGAAAAAAUAUCUAAAAUUAUAUGGAAAUCGAGAGACCAUUGAUAAGGUUUGGUAUCGUCAAACUGAAACAUUUAUUACAAAAUCUAACCUCACUUCGGACAGGUUAAAUCAAAUACAAUGUCCAGUCUUUGUUUUAAAUGGAUCUAAAGAUGUCAUGGUUCCAGUGGAGUUUUUUAACCAGUUAGUAGCCAAUAUUCCUGAUGUUGAAUCACAUCUAUUUCCUGAUGGUGGACAUGAUAUUCAUUUUACACACUCGGAAAAGUUCAAUGGAAAGGUUCAAAGAUUUCUUUUGAAUUAACUUGAAAUAUGAUGAGUAUCAUAUUCAUAACAUUUAGCCAAAUAUUUUGCCAUUUUUUAUUAUAAUUUCAAACAUUUAAGCAGUAUGCAAAAACAUGAAUUUUAACAUGUCUCCAUGAUCUAACUUAUUUUUAUCAAGAACAAUUUUACUUUAAUAAAGAAAAAAUUUAAAUAUCAAUUAA
Molecule: messenger RNA, 1099 nt
Organism: Tetranychus urticae (two-spotted spider mite)
Lineage: Eukaryota; Metazoa; Arthropoda; Arachnida; Trombidiformes; Tetranychidae
Product: serine hydrolase BPHL
Molecular function (GO): serine hydrolase activity
Source: RefSeq, a predicted model, not a curated record